GCUUUAACGAUUCCCUUUUAAAUAAAAAUGAAAUGAAAUAAAAUAAAAUAAGAAUCCUUUUCUUAUGAACUUCCGACUUCAAACCUGAAUUCAAUCUCCCGUAAAUGCCGGAGUUGCGCAAGCCCGUCAGGUGGGAAGCCACAGACACAAUUGUACUGAAGAAAUCAUAUGUUUUUCGUGAAACUCAGUAGGAUCAAGAAUGGCUGUUUAUUCGUCGAUGCAAAUUUUGAUUGCCUCGUGCAAGCAAAAGGAAAGGGCACAUUAAGUUCUUGUCAUAGUAAUUUCUUCAGUUCAGCUUCAGUGACAUCAUUCACACGAUCUUUUAGAGUUCCAAACGUAUUUACUAAGCAGAGAUCCUAUUGUGAGUAUUCAGUUAUGAGUGAAAAUUCAAUCGCAUGCCAUUCUGAUGGCAACACCAAUACUCAACAACCAUUGCAUAGGACUUACCAAGUUGUGGUGGCUGCAACUUGUGAUAUGGGCAUUGGGAAAGAUGGCAAGUUACCAUGGAAAUUGCCUUCAGAUCUUAAGUUUUUCAAGGAGUUAACAAUGACUACUUCAGAUCAGGAGAAGAAGAAUGCCGUUAUAAUGGGGAGGAAAACUUGGGAAAGCAUUCCCCCUCAAUUUCGACCUUUGCCAGGUCGCCUCAAUGUAAUACUCACUCGUUCUGGGAGUUUUGAUAUUGCUACUGCAGAGAAUGUCAUCAUAUGUGGCAGUAUUCCAUCUGCUCUAAAAUUGUUAGCAGAAUCCCCAUACAAUAUUUUGAUAGAGAAGGUUUUCAUGAUAGGAGGUGGCCAGAUAUUAGGGGAAGCACUUAAUGCUCCGGAAUGUGAUGCUAUCCACAUGACUGAAAUUGAGAGUCAUGUGGAAUGUGACACUUUUAUUCCUGCAGUUGAUCUGUCGGUCUAUCAGCCAUGGUACAUGUCCUCGCCUGUGGUGGAGAACAGUAUCCGAUAUUUUUUUGUGACUUUUGUACGUUUGAAGACGUCCACCAUGGGACCUACCAAUUCCAGCCUUGAGGUGAGUUAUACUGGUAGUGUUUUAGACUACAAGAAGUUCAAAUACUCGAAUUUCACUUUCCUGCCGAAGACGAUUUUCGAGAAGCAUGAGGAGUUUCUCUAUUUGAAACUGGUUCAAGAUAUUAUUUCAAAUGGCAAUGACAAAGGUGACCAGAUGGGCACUGGUACUCUUUCAAAAUUUGGGUGCCAGAUGCGCUUUAAUCUGCGAAAAUCUUUUCCACUUCUCACUACUAAGAGCAUUUUCUGGCGAGGAGUUGUUGAAGAGCUUUUGUGGUUUCUUAGUGGAUCUACCAAUGCUAAGGGGAGGACAGGAGUGGUAAUUUUAAUUAUCAGUGACAAUAAAAGGGAAAGAAUUAGCAAACUCUUUAUGUUUUGGCAUACGGAAAAUUCUACUGCCGAUGUGAAUCAAGUCAUUAUACCCUCACUUCUGAACUUUGUUCUACAGGAAAAGGCCAUUAAUAUAUGGGAUGGAAAUGCAUCAAGUGAAUACCUUGACAGUAUAGGACUGACAGACAGGGAAGAGGGUGAUUUAGGUCCAGUAUAUGGGUUUCAAUGGAGGCACUUUGGUGCCAGAUACACCAACAUGCACACUGACUACACUGGCCAAGGAUUUGAUCAAUUAUUAGAUGUCAUAGACAAGAUCAAGAAUGAACCCAAUGACAGGCGAAUUAUCCUCUCUGCUUGGAAUCCUUCUGAUCUCAAGUUGAUGGCAUUGCCCCCUUGCCACAUGUUCGCACAGUUUUAUGUAGCCAAUGGCGAGCUAUCAUGCCAGAUGUAUCAGCACUCGGCUAAUAUGGGUCUUGGGGUGCCUUUUAAUAUCGCAUCAUAUUCUCUAUUGACAUGCAUGAUUGCUCAUGUUUGUGGUCUUGUUCCAGGUGAUUUAAUCCAUGUAAUUGGAGAUGCUCAUGUUUAUAAAACACACAUCAGUCCUCUACAGGAGCAACUUAAACAAAUUCCAAAGCCUUUCCCGAUUUUGAAGAUCAACCCACAGACAAAGGACAUUGAUUCAUUUGUAGCUGCUGAUUUUGAACUUAUAAAUUACGAACCUCAUUCAAAGCUAGAAAUGAAGUUGGCAGUGUAAUAUUUGAAGGGCGGAAAGACAAAUAUUGUGGACAAAGGUUCGAGACAAAGGAAAUAUAGUUGGGAUUAUGCAGAUAACGAACACCUGUAAAUGGUUAGUUGCGAAUAAAUGCUAAUGAACAUUUAUUAGAUAUGGACUAUGAAACUCUAGUUACCUUUGCAGUAUCCUUUCUUCCUCUUUUUAAAAUCCACUGUUCUCUUUUAUGGUCUCGUUGUCUGUCUCCAUCUAUUUUAGUGGUUUAAAGUGAUGUUUCCAGAGAAUACUUGCAUCAAUUAGAAACUCCUUGAAGUUUUAUUUUGUUCGGGAUUUA
Molecule: messenger RNA, 2407 nt
Organism: Olea europaea var. sylvestris
Lineage: Eukaryota; Viridiplantae; Streptophyta; Magnoliopsida; Lamiales; Oleaceae
Product: putative bifunctional dihydrofolate reductase-thymidylate synthase
Exons: 14
Coding region: 169-2097 (642 amino acids)
Biological process (GO): one-carbon metabolic process; tetrahydrofolate biosynthetic process; dTMP biosynthetic process
Cellular component (GO): mitochondrion; cytosol
Molecular function (GO): thymidylate synthase activity; dihydrofolate reductase activity
Source: RefSeq, a predicted model, not a curated record